This is a messenger RNA of Andrographis paniculata, 1667 nucleotides long. RefSeq names its product BRAP2 RING ZnF UBP domain-containing protein 1. The record is from RefSeq and is a predicted model, not a curated record. Gene Ontology annotation, cellular component: cytoplasm. NCBI's taxonomy places the organism in Eukaryota, Viridiplantae, Streptophyta, Magnoliopsida, Lamiales, Acanthaceae. The transcript has 11 exons. Gene Ontology annotation, molecular function: zinc ion binding; ubiquitin protein ligase activity. Gene Ontology annotation, biological process: Ras protein signal transduction; protein ubiquitination. The coding region runs from base 116 to 1561 and encodes 481 amino acids.
UCAACCGUCCAGAAUUCAAACCGUUCCACAGAAUCCCCAAAUUCAUCUCCAUAAACCCUAAUUUUGAUCGCAAAUUUCUUCAAGAAAAUUCGACGCAGAUAGAUCAAGGGAUUACAUGUUUACCCUCAAAAUCCACACUGUCGACUCUCCGCAACCGGUUCACAUCGCCGCAGCUGAUGUUAAGGCGAGCGGUAAUUUGAAGCUCUCCCAGCUGAUGGGUGUUGCGCACCUCUUCCGCCAGCUUCCGUCGGCCGCAGGGCCACCGAUCACCAUCGCCAAUAUCAGCGCUCGCACUACGCUCCUAUUCGUCGUCGCCGUCCCCAAUUAUGUGUCGUCUGAUGAUUUCCUUAGCUUCUGUGGGAGCCACGUCCUUCACUUCGUAGAUGUUCUAUUCCUCCGGAAUGAUGGAAUGGAGGAUAGGUAUAGUGUUUUGAUUAAACUAGAAAGUCAACUGGCAGCUGAUGGAUUCUAUUGUAGUUACAAUGGUAAAAGAUUUAAGCCUUCUGAGGUUGAGGUAUGCCACAUAUAUUUUACUCAAUCAGUUUUGCAGACCGAAUGUAUAGAACUUGCUUCUGCACCUCCAGCAGAAUAUACGGAAUUACCAUCAUGCCCUGUUUGUCUUGAGAGAUUGGAUCCAGACACAAGCGGAAUACAGAGCACAUUAUGUGAUCACUCGUUUCUUUGUUCUUGUGUUUCCAAAUGGACCUACUUGUCUUGCCUGGUUUGUCGGCUUUCUCAGGGGCAAGAUGAAAAGCCAUCCUGUUCUGUUUGUGGAUCUUUCAAGAACCUUUGGAUCUGCUUGAUCUGCGGCUUCCUUGGCUGCGGAAGAUAUGAAAAAGGUCAUGCCAGUGGACAUUGGAGUGACAAGAAGCAUCGUUUUUCACUGGAACUGGAAAAGCAACAAAUAUGGGAUUAUGUUGGAGAUAGAUACGUCCAUCGUUUGAAUCAUUCCAAAGUUGGUCGGAAAUCUAUCAACAUGGAUUCACAGUGCAAUUCAAAUGAGGAAUGUGGAUAUGUGGAAGAGGAAGGAUUGGACAAUGCCCUUUUAAACAGCAAGAUUGAAGGGGUUUUGGAUGAGUAUAAUCGGCUUCUUGCAAAUCAGCUGGAUGCUCAGAGACAGCAUUAUGAAGAGCUGCUUGCUGAGGCGAAAAGUAGAAGAGAGAGCUCUAUAACAAAGGCAGUUGAGAAAGCUAUAUUUUCAAAGACCCACGAGCUAGAAGAUAAAUUGGAAAAAUAUGCAGAACUAAAGAAGGCUGCUGCAGAUAAAAAUCAAGAGCUUACGAAGAGACAGGAAUUCCUGCAGAAGAAGUACAAGGAAAUCGAAGAAAGGGAAAGAUCGCUACUCCAGGCAAAGGAUGCACUAACGGUAGAUUUACAAGAACAGAUUCGGGACCUAAAAGUGUAUGUGGAAGCCCAAAGAAUGGUGAGUAUGGCAGACGGCGAUGGCAUUAGAGGUGGCACCAUUUUGGCAGUGGAGUCAAAUCAGGCACAGGCACAGGCACAGGCACCUUCCGGCAACCCCAAACGACGGCCAAAGACUAACGGUAGACGCCGGAAUUGAGUUGAGUUGAACAAGUUUGUUGGUGUUCUUGUACUUCCAGAUUGAUUGAUUGAUUAUAUGCUCAAUUCAUUUUGAAAUAGAAAAUAAUGCUGAUCUUGACAGACAA